This is a messenger RNA of Daphnia pulicaria, 1649 nucleotides long. RefSeq names its product acid ceramidase-like. Gene Ontology annotation, cellular component: lysosome. The coding region runs from base 173 to 1420 and encodes 415 amino acids. The record is from RefSeq and is a predicted model, not a curated record. The transcript has 7 exons. Lineage: Eukaryota; Metazoa; Arthropoda; Branchiopoda; Diplostraca; Daphniidae. Gene Ontology annotation, biological process: fatty acid metabolic process. Gene Ontology annotation, molecular function: N-acylsphingosine amidohydrolase activity; fatty acid amide hydrolase activity.
AUUAUGAAUUUUAGACAAUGUUCAGUCGCAGUUGUACUAGACCUAUCACAAAAAUCUUGCAGUGGCGCAACAGUUUUUGUGACGUGACUCAGAAAUCUGUUAUCAACAAAUCUGGGGUCAAAGGAAGAUAGUAAACAUUACCCUUCAGUGAAGUCGUAGAAAAAUAAUUACUAUGAAGUUAUUUAACUCGAUUCCCUGCUUCACACUACAUUCCAUAUCAAUUAUUUUAGUUAUUUUCCUUCUGCCUUUUGUUAUCACAAAAACUUGGGAUCAAGAAUUUGACAAUCAUAAUGUCCUCAUUCAAAAUUUUCAUGAAAAUGUAUCUUGUGCUGCAAAUGAGUACCCACCAUCCAACAGUGACAGGGUUCCAACGUACAUUAUUAAUCUAGAUUUGCCACCUCGGCUGAGAUGGAGUCAACUUAUGGUUGAUAAAAAAGAAUUUACAUUGAACCUACUGCAAGAUAUAAAAAACUAUACUGAAUCAUUCUUCAAAGGAAAGCUUUUUCCUUUGGUUGACAAAUAUCUUCCAUUGGUGGCUGAAACUCUUCCAGAACCAUACCUUAGUGAACUCAAGGGCAUUGCAGAAAUCGCUGGCAUUGAGUUGGGAGAAAUCACUCUGUACAACAUCUUCUAUGAAGUUUUUACACUUUGCACCUCAGUGAUAUCCCAAGGUGCAGAUGGGAAAAUUUACCAUGGCAGAAAUUUAGAUUUCGGGUUAUUCUUGGGGUGGGAUGUUAAAAACCAUACCUGGUUAACAACGGAAGCCCUUCGGCCAUUAGUGGUAGAGCUUGACUUCCAACGUGGUGGACAAACUGUCUACAAAUCUGUCAACUUUGCCGGAUACGUAGGAGUGUUGACUGGUAUGAAACCGCAACAGUUCACGUUGACCUUGGAUGAGCGCUUUAGCAUGGAAGGCGGGUUUGUGGGCAUCAUCCGGUGGCUUUUAGGCGACCGGUCUGCUAACUGGGCAGGUUUCCUAAUGAGAGAUGUUUUGGAAAAGGCCGACAGCUAUCACCAAGCUCUCUCUACACUGACAACCAGUAAAUUGUUGGCCCCUGUUUAUUUUAUCCUGGCAGGAAACGCCUCAGAUCAGGGUGUUAUAAUUACAAGAGGACGAAUCGAAGCGGACGUCCUGUUUAUGGGUCGAGGUAGCGUCAGUCAGGUUUCAACGUGGUUUCUUGUGGAGACUAACUACGAUCACUGGAACCAACCUCCAUUCUUCGAUGAUCGGCGCACACCAGCGAUUCAAUGUUUAGACAAGAUGGGUCGAGAAACAGCUUCGCUCUCGGGAAUCUUCAACGUGCUAUCCACCAAACCCGUCUUUAAUAAGUUGACUACUUAUACUUGCCUCAUGGAUGUUUCGACUGGCCAGUUUGAAUCAUGGAUUCGUGUUUGUCCUGAACCUUGUAAACCUUGGUGAUAACAGUUAAGUCAAAUUUAAAACAGUUAUAGUCAAUGGUUGAAUUCACAUUCCCACCCUUUGUUCUAAAAAAAACUGGAAACCAAAUAUCGUUCGUCUGUACGUUACGUUAAUGUGUUAGUUUAGUCCAUUAUGUUUUCUUAAGUCGCGUAAAUUUGAAAGUAUUAAUCAAUAAUCUUGUCAUUAUCUGUGUUAAAGGGAUGACCAAUACAAACAAUCUAUAGCUUUG